AGGCCGGCCAGAGUGGGGGCGGGUCCAGGCGCGACUCAGGCUGGGGCAAGUCUGCGGCGGGUUCUUCAGCGGUGACCAGAGAGCGGCCGGGCCCUUGCGACCUGGGGCGGAGCUCCGCGAUCCAAGUGCCCGGCUCCCCGAACGAGGUGGGCGGGUGGCUCGGGACCCUGGCCAGGGCCGGCAUGGAGCGGUGGCGUGACCGGCUGGCACUGGUGACGGGAGCCUCGGGGGGCAUCGGCGCGGCUGUGGCCCGGGCCUUGGUCCAGCAGGGACUGAAGGUGGUGGGUUGUGCCCGCACCGUGGGCAACAUUGAGGAGCUGGCGGCUGAAUGUAAGAGUGCAGGCUACCCCGGGACUUUGAUCCCCUACAGAUGUGACCUGUCGAAUGAGGAGGACAUCCUCUCCAUGUUCUCAGCUGUCCGCUCCCAGCACAGCGGUGUGGACAUCUGCAUCAACAACGCUGGCUUGGCCCGGCCGGACACCCUGCUCUCGGGCAGCACCAGCGGUUGGAAGGACAUGUUCAAUGUGAAUGUGCUGGCCCUCAGCAUCUGCACGCGGGAAGCCUACCAGUCCAUGAAAGAGCGCAAGGUGGAUGAUGGGCACAUCAUUAACAUCAGCAGCAUGUCUGGCCAUCGAGUGUUGCCCCUGUCCGAGACCCAUUUCUAUAGUGCUACCAAGUUCGCCGUCACUGCGCUGACCGAGGGACUGAGGCAAGAGCUUCGGGAGGCCCAGAGCCACAUCCGAGCCACGUGCAUCUCUCCAGGAGUGGUGGAGACACAGUUCGCCUUCAAACUUCAUGACAAGGACCCUGAGAAGGCAGCUGCCACCUAUGAACACAUGAAGUGUCUCAAACCUGAGGAUGUGGCCGAGGCUGUCAUCUAUGUCCUCAGCACCCCACCCCACGUCCAGAUCGGAGACAUCCAGAUGAGGCCCACGGAGCAGGUGACCUAGCUUCCCGUGGGGAGCUCCUCCUUCCCUCCCUGCCCCUCUCGGCUUGGCACCUGCCUCCAGAUUUUAGGUGUUGAUCUCUGGACCCUUGGAUUCCACUUCCUUUCCCCACCCCCACCAGGGGCUGGAAAACUUGUUUGAGGUUUUUAUAUAAUCUUGUUGAAUUGUUUCCACCGCAAAUGUGAAAAACAGGCUGGGGAGAGAAGGUGGUGUCUCCCUGAUUGUUUCACCUGCCGACUCAUUCUUGGUCCCCUUCUUAAGCUCCUUGGCCUUUGUUUGCUGUCCUUGGUCUCUCCUCUUUGACCUGGGGAGGGGACUGUGGCCAAAAGUGGGGCUGUCUCCCACCCCCUGUCCCUUGAGGAUGAGCUAGCAGAGGGAAGCCCUCACCUUCCAUCUGAAUUGGUGUCCGGGGCUCCGGGCUUCCUCCUCUCCCUGCCCCACCGCCCCCACCACCCCUUCCCCUCUCGUCCCAGUUCUCCAGCCCAAGUGUGGCUUCUCAGGCCCCGGUGGGGUCCUCACUCCACUCUGACUAUAGCAGCAGAAUACCAGGGCCUGCCUCCCACGAGGAUUUCACUGUGAUCAUUAAAGAAGAAAAAUUGCAACAACCUA
Molecule: messenger RNA, 1556 nt
Organism: Vicugna pacos (alpaca)
Lineage: Eukaryota; Metazoa; Chordata; Mammalia; Artiodactyla; Camelidae
Gene: DHRS11
Product: dehydrogenase/reductase 11
Molecular function (GO): oxidoreductase activity
Source: RefSeq, a predicted model, not a curated record